AUGCAAGUCUUACAUACACGACCAGCCGCCCUUCAAGCGGCGCCGGCGGCGGCGGCAACGCUCGCCGCUGCGGGCCGCCGCGAUCGGCGCUCAAGCGUCGCCAAGCGCCGCCUCCGCGGCCGGCGAACGCUGCCCCGCGCCGCCGCAGCCGAGCCAGAAAUCACCGAAGAGGAGCGCGCCGCCCUGAUCCGCGGCGUCGAGCGCGCGGCCGCUACCUUGGAUGAGAUCGUGGAGGAGGUCAGCCACGAGGUCUUCGUAUCCGAGGCCACCGCCUACAUCUACAGCGAGGACCCCGACGUCGCGCUCGCCGAUGCGGUCCGCGGCGCGGUUACACGGCGGCUCGAGUGGCUCGACUCUGAUUUCCUGGCGGCGGUCGGCGCCUACACAGAAGCUGCGGGGAAGAUGGGCAACGGGCAGCUGGUCGAGCUGCUGGAGAUGCUGCGGAAGGAGGUGCUGGGGCAGGUGACCCUCCGCAUGCCGCCGUCGGUGCGCGUGCUGGACGCCGCGCUGCAGCACGAGGGCAUCUCGGCCCGGCUUAAGGUCCUGCGCACCGCGCUGGGCGGUGGCGAGGGGGACGUCCCAGGCGCGGACAUGCAGUCGCUCAGCGCCACCGCCAACCAGUUUGUCGACGAUAUGGAGGACCAGGAGGUCGUCGCGGACCGCGUCCUGCUGGCGCGCCUGGUGCUGGUGCGGGAGGAGCUGCGGGCCCUGCACUUCCGCGCCCUGGAGCAGCAGGCCGGGCUCGAAUUCACGGGCGGCGGCAGGGCCGCCCGCGCGGCGGCGCCCGCGACGGCCCCGCCGGCGGACGCUGACGCGCGAGGCGGCCGGCUGUCUGGCCCUGAAGAGACCGCGGCGCCAUCGGCGGCGGGGGAAGGCGGCGACGGCGACGGCGGCAGCAGCAGCGGCGGCGCCGGGGCGGAGGCAAGGGAUGAUGCAAAGUCCAUCGCACUCGACAGCGCCGCGGUGGCCGCUGCGGACGACGGCGGCUUCUUCAGCUUCCACAGGGGCAACCUGCCGCGCCGCUGCGCAGCGUUCCUGCAGGCGCUGCUGGCGGUUGGGGAGCCGCCUCGCCGGCUGGCGCUGCUGAGAAAGGCCUUCAACGAGGACUGGGACGGCGCCGGCCCGGCACGUCCCCCAGGGUCCGUGCCGGCUGGGAGCGCCGGCGGCGCCGAAGCGGGCGCGGAGGUGCAGGAGGCUCCCGACGUGGUGCGGCCCGGGCGGCUGCUCGCCACGCUCCACGCGAUGCGGCGAGAGCUGCAGAUCCGCCAGGGGAGCGUUGGGGUCACGCCGACGGCUGCGCCCAGCGGCGAUGGGAGCAGUGGCGGCGGCGGCGGCAAAGGCGGCGGCGAGAACUUGGGCCCUCUGUUGAAGCGGCUGAAUCAGAUACAGAUUGAGGCGACCCUCGUGCUGGACGAGAUGCAGAGGGGGAAAACAAGCGGCAGCGGCGGCGGCGGUAGCAAAGGCGGCCCCGACACCAGCAGUGCGGGGCCCGCUGCGAGCGGCUAG
This is a messenger RNA of Monoraphidium neglectum, 1506 nucleotides long. RefSeq lists its product as hypothetical. The transcript is spliced from 5 exons. Gene Ontology annotation, cellular component: chloroplast nucleoid. Lineage: Eukaryota; Viridiplantae; Chlorophyta; Chlorophyceae; Sphaeropleales; Selenastraceae. The record is from RefSeq and is a predicted model, not a curated record. Gene Ontology annotation, biological process: regulation of DNA-templated transcription. The coding region runs from base 1 to 1506 and encodes 501 amino acids.